Molecule: messenger RNA, 13716 nt
Organism: Porites lobata
Lineage: Eukaryota; Metazoa; Cnidaria; Anthozoa; Scleractinia; Poritidae
Source: the annotation of a GenBank genome assembly
CAAAAUCACUUCACUACAGCUACAUUUGGAUUGUUGAUGUUCAUCGGCAAGCUCUAGGAUUUUCAAAAGAGAAUGUUGUUUGCUUAAGUCAUGUCAGAGCUCAAGCGGAACAAACCAUUCAGGAGAUCAUCGAAUUCUAGCCUGUCUUCGCGAGCUUCUAAUGUGUCUUUCUCUGAGAAAGUCCGGCGUGAAUCAACUGCAAAGUUUGACAACUUUAUGAAAGAAUGCCGAGCUGCUUAUUUAGCUGUUUUAAGUAGUACAACUGAGAAAAUCACCUCUAUUGACGAACUGAUCCUUGGUAAGAAUUAUUUAGUAACGUUUUUUCAAAGAGAGCUUCCUGAGUUUUUCUUUUUUUGUAGCUCGUUUCUGGCUGCUAUUACCAUGGAACUGUAUGCCUGACUACUUUCAGGUACUUUUAAUGUUUUCGAUAACAGUUCUUGUUUUGUAUAUCUUCAACCUUGGUAUGCUUUUCAGUUUAAACUCAUUUUAUUCCCGGUGGUGCUGAUUAUUAUGAACGACAGCCAUGUUUAUUUUCUCAAAAUUGCGGAAAAAUCUACAGUAUAUAGUUUAAAUUUCAAAAUCGUUUGUUUCAUACGCUGAGUACUGUCAACAUUCACCAUUAUAUUUGUGGUUGCGUUUUCCACUGUCACCCUUCUGCUUUACUGGAGGUGGCAUUCUCAGAAAGCAAUGAUAUCACCUGUCAAAAGAUACGUGAACAGGUCAUUGUUGCAAAGGCUGGUUUGCACUUGAGAUGGAGUUAAAGUUGCCAGUUUUGAAUUCAUAAUCACAGUUACCAGGGUGCCUAUGACCCAAUGAAAGUAAAAAAGAAAAAAAAAUGGGUGCAUAAGCAUAGUCGUAAGCUCACAUGAAAUCUGAGUAGCAACUGAAUCUGAUAGUUUCUAUUAAUUUUUUUUGGACUCUGCUUAUGAUUCCAUUACCCUUUAUCUAAUGAAGACCACGUAUUUGGAGUCAAAAACACAAGGUGGAGAACAAACGUGAAACCAAUCAGAAUACCUGUUCCCGCGCAUUGUAUUUGGUUUAGUUCUUCCACUAUUAAUUUUAUAAUCCUGCUUGCAACUGAUCUAGUUAGUGUAGUUUUCACUGGAUCAUAACUGACAGACUUGUUAGUGGCAACAGUUUGUUGUUUUCAGUAGAUCAUAAUAUUCUACACUUCUCGUUAGAGACUCUGUUGAAUACGUCACCAUUUAAAACCAACCUUUAGCUUUGUUUAUUGACCAGCACUUUAUAACAGUGUACAGGAUAGCCUGUGAGUGUUUUCUAUGUUUUUUCCACAGCGGAGGGGGUGAAGGUUGUUUGUCUAUGGUUGUAUUACUGUAGCCAUCAUAUGUGACAUUAUAACAGAGCAAGAUUGGCGGUGGGGGGGAGGGGUGGAAUCUGGAAUAGCAACCCUUAGUGUAGGUGAUAGGGGCAACGCUUCCUUUCUUUUUGGGAAUUUGGUAUGUCGGUUUCAACAUGAUGGUUACAUUUACAGAAACAGUAAUUUGCGGGUGUAUGCAAAAAACACUUUCAAUGCAGCCAGUGUAUAGGAUGGGUAAAAGGUCCACACAAGCCUCCCUGUUACAGCAACACCUGUACAAAUUUAAAGUCAUGUAUUUUUUUUGCAUCAAAUGUCUCACGUAAUGUUGCAAAAAGCUGGUGCCCUCUGUUGUGUGUUGGCUUCAGGCCAGGGGAUAUUGUCUUUUUUCUGGUAACAAAUAUUUUACAUAAUUAUAUAUGCCUGUAUGGCGACUAUUUUUUGAGUAAAAAGUAGCGAAGAGGCAACAAAGUCGAGCACAGUUGAGCUUGGAGUAACUGUUGAAUGUUGAUGACUUGUUCAGGAAACUUUAUUGUACUUCAUUAAUGUUAUCAAUUCUUUUACCCAGCCCUUCAGUUUGGUGGACGGAAUCCAUCAGUCAAAGUUGUUCAGAAAUAUUGGAAACAUGACACAGGUGAGUAGAGAGUGUGGGAAGUUUCAACCAUACUCUGCUAUCAGCGUGAAGAUUCUCCUUACUGUUCUUCAAAAGAUGGACUCAUUCAGAUCACUGGACUUCAUUGUUAUCAUUUACAAAUCAUUCAAGGAUGAGUCUAUUGCUUUCUGUUUCGCGACACUCUGUUUCAUGACACUCAAUUCUUGAAUUGAGUCUUGGUGACCACUUCUUGUCUCUAAAUACUCAAAUUUUUGCAGAAAUCGAGAAUUGAGUUGAGAAUGAAGACUUGCAAGAGGCUGUCAAUUAACUUUUUUUUCAUGGUACUACAUAAUUUUAUGAUGUUUGCUAUAAGGAUUGUGUAAGAUUAGCAGUUUGGAGUGCAUCAUGUAUGGUAUUGUAAGUAAUUAUAGAAAUUAAAGGUGGUACAAAUUUUGAGCUUGUAAGUCACACUGAGAAAUAAUUUUAUACAAAAUUGUCAAUUGUACUAGUUACUGUGCACAAUACUCAUCAUGUUUCAGGGUUCUCAUUAAUUUUUCAAGUAGACAGCUAGGAUGUUAAAGUAGGUGGCUUAGUAACUGAACUUGCUGUAGGCAAUUUCAGGCUUUCACUCUCUAACUUUACCCUAUUUCCCCCAAAAGUAGAUGGCUCAAGCCUCCAAGUAGCCGGCUUUUUAGCUGGCUGUCGGCACUUAAUGAGAACCCUGAUGUUUGCCAUGAGAGUGUGAUAUGAAUUCCCUUGAAGGAGGACCUUUGAGUCACCAGAAGUCAAAACGUCUGUAAAUGUAGUGUGCAUAUGUGUUUUCAGUGUACUUGCGUCCUUUUUGCGAUUUUCAUUGCAGACAGUAUAUCAUAUAAUGAUUUUUGUGACAUCAUGAGAAAGGAAAAGCCUUUAAAUAAGGAAUCCUUGAUCAAGGCAUUCAAAUGUUUUGACACAAAUGGUGAUGGUUACAUCACGUAUGAUGAGCUCUUUGGACUACUGACCAAGGUACUGUGUGCAAGUUUGGCAAGGGGUAUGAAUGUAUGAAUUGUUUAUAUUUUUAACAAGUGACAUACGUCUUGCUCAACUGCAGUUUUGAGGGAACCACUACUGUAUGAAUUAGAAAGAACAUCUGCUUUUUGUGCUUUCUUUAGAUCUACACAUGUACAUUUCUUUCCAACUUUUUAGAAUGACCUGUUUCCAAACAAAUGCAUUUGUAAUGAUUUAAAAUUACAUGUAUUAGAUGUUAUUAUUAUUAUUUUUUUUGAUAGCGAGGGGAGAGGAUGACUAAAGCUGAGGUACAAGUGAUACUUGAUAAUGCUGAUGUUAACAAUGAUGGAAAACUGGAUUACAGUGAGGUAAGGGACUGUUAUGAAUAGUAUUGUUAUGAUUUGAACUAUAUGAAAAAUAAAUGAUAUUUUGAACUCCGGAUAAAGAUAUGAAACUGAACAUGAUCUUCGCAGUAGAAUGAACAACCUAUGUACUACAAAGAUCAUGUUCACUUUCAUAGUAUUAUUGUUAGUUAUACAUGUGUAGCUGCUGUAGUAGUACUGAACGGAUGUGUACAAAACAUGGACCCCCAGUCCAUGGACCACCCCUGUGGACCCGGUCCAUGGACUUCCUCAGUGGACCACCCUUAAUUUUUGAAGAUUAAUUUAACCAGAGGUCUAAACAAAUUUUAGGAACCUAUUAAAAAUGGACAAAACGGUAAUCAGUUUUCAUUAUCAGGGUUAUGGGCUCCUCAUAUUAUUUUUUUUACACUUGUUCAAUUUUUUUUUUGAAUUCCAUACCAAUGUAUAAUCGGAUCACUUUAGUCUGGUGAAGAAGCAACCAUUUUUGAAGGGGGUGGGAGGAGAGGUAGGAAAAAAUUAGUCUCCUACGCAGCUUGUUUGUUAUGUCUUCACGUCGUGUGAACAUUGCAAAGAAAAACAAACAAAAAAAAGCAGAUGCGUACGAGACUAGUGAGGUAGCUUAACGAGGGAGUGUUUAAUUGUAAUGACAACAAUCUCGACUUAAAUGAAUGGCAAUUUACAUGAACCAACCUGUUAGAGGCCUGACCAACCUCAUUGUUUGAUAAUAUAUGCAUGUCAUUUUGGGCUUAAUUCGUUAGCAGGAUUCAAUGACUUCAAUGAGUUUGCCGACCAAUAGACAUUUCCAAAGGCUGUCAAUGGAAGGGGAGGCAUGGGGAGGGUACUCAAUGAUCAUGCAUAAAGCAUUUCCUCUUCUUCCCUAGUCUCCUAUGCAGCCGUUUUCAUGCAAUGUGAUGACAACGCACACAAAAAAGCUGUGUCAAGUGAAUACCUCCUUCCUAUCUCUCCUCCUGUCCCCUUCAAAUACUCUUACUCCUCCACCUGACUAAACCGAACCCUUGUAUGGAAUUCAGGAAAAACUUGAGCAAGUGUAAAAUGUAUGAAGAGCCUUUAAUCCUAAUAAUAUAAAUUGACACAGAUUCAUCCAUUAAAGGUUUCUAACAUUCGCUAAGACCUCUGGUAAAAAUUAAUCUUCAAAAUAAGGGGUGGUCCACAGGGGUAGUCCAUUGACCGGGUCCACAAAGGGGUCCAUGGACUAGGUCCACGGUACAGAGAAGUGGUCCAUGGACUACAGUUCUGUAGGGGUCCAAGUUUUGUAUGGUAUUAUUGUACGAAUGUAUUUUUGCUUUUUAUGCAAUUAGUUGAGAGAUACUGUACCUGGAGGUGGGGGGAGGGGGGUGGGGGGGUCUUCAUUAUUGAAAAGGAAACGAUGCUGAAUAUGGUCAAGUUAUGUGUCAUUCCAGAAAAAAAAAAAAACAUACUCCCCCCCCUCCCCAGAAUUUCCAUUCCAGAAGGGUCUUCUUUAACUCCCACUACCUGGAAUUUCCUAGCCUGUUCCAGGCGUUCAGAUAGUGGGGAGUGGUGCGAAGUAAAAAGGAGUGCGAAAAAAUAUAAGCGAGGGAGGGGGAGAGGUGAGAGAGGGAACGCCUGUUAGAUUUGUUUUAAAUAGACUCAUCCGCCCACUCAGACCGCAUCAGCUGUAGGUGGUCUUCACUUGUCAAUUAAGACUGAUGUUACAGCCCCAUACAUUUAUUAUUUUUCUUACGAAUAAAUCAAAAUUUCUCAGAUCAAAAAUUAAUAUUAUGUAACUAUACAUAAUCUUACUAAAAACUUAGUGUAAGACUUUCAGACAAUAGAGAGCGGGAGAAGUAAUUUAUUUACGGCUUUAAAACAUGAUUUCAGCAUGUACGUGACAAAAAAAAUAUGAAUCAAGUGACAAACAAAUAUCGCUCAUUUCGAUAAAAAGCUGUUUCAAUACAGAUCGUUAACUUGAGCAAUGAAAAUCCCCAACAAACGAAGAGAAAAUUUACUAUUCGGUGAUUUAGUGGACCUCGACAAUAGCGAUAGCUGCAACUUGCUUUCCAAGCUUUCCUUUUGAAGUCCUUUUGUCCAUUCCUUAGACAGCCACGAUUUGUGACUGCAGUACGCCUUUGAGUGAAUUUUUAAGGAUCAUACAAUUUCAAAGCUUCCACUUUUAACGGCUUCAUCCACAUCUUCCCCCAUCAUUGCCGCCGCUACUCCGAUUUUGUUCAAAAAUUCCACUUGGUCUUUCAUGAUGGCAAACAACGGAGUUACCACAGCAAUCAUAAAUGGCAUUCUAUCCUGCCUUCCUUCCAAUGUACGCUUUAUUCGAGGACAAAGCUGGAAAAUAAGUCUUUUUCCAAAGCCAGUCGGUGAAAUUGCGAAGACAUCUAUCCUGCCGACUACCUGUUUUAAACAGUUCCUUUGCUCUUCGCGUUUAGCCUCCACGUUUGGAAAGUCACUCAGCGCUGUGUUUGUUGUGAGUUCGAAUUCUGGACGGGACGUAGAGUCUGUCAUCACUGCCAUAUCGCAUUUCUCGCUGUGAUCAAAGACGCUCCACUGUUGACAAAAACAUGUCAAAAUCAACCAAUCAGAGGGUAUACCAGGAUCUGGUAUACCGGAACGCACUUUUGUUAAAAAUUCUUACAAGCGUUCCCGCACCUCUCUCCCCAGUCCCCCUCUACUUUUCAUCGCUUUCUUUACUUCACACCACUCUCCACCAUCUGAACGCUUGGAACAGGCUAGGAAUUUCCUCUUUUCCUUAGUGGCCUAAAUUCACAGUACAUGUAGUAAGAAAUUAUCAACUGUUUACUUACAUUUUCUUUUACUUUUUAUAAAGGCAAUAUUUCUAAAGUACAUACCAGUAUAGCAUGCUUGAUUCAUGUCAUUUCAGCAAAAACGUUUACGCUCAACUUGUGAACCAACAAUACAUGGUUUCUGCAGCCACAAGAAACACCCACAACUUGCAAAUUAAAUUGUCAAUUUAUUUAUGUAUUUUAAAACUGCAAUGUAAAUAUUUGAAUUAAAAAUGGAGCUCGUUUGAUGCAUGUACAAAACCAAAAUUACAGACAGUUUAUCCAGAAAUCUUACUAACAAUGUACAUGUAUUGAUAACACCACUAGCUACUUUGUCACCUUGCAUGUUAGUUUGCAGCUAUGCUGUUGGCCACAGCUGAAGAUUGCAAAGACAAAAGUUUAAAAAGACUGGCCAGAGAUGAUGACAUUGUUUCUCCACUAGUUUCACAGACUUCUCUUAAUAAAAGACAGGCUACAAGCAAUAAAAACUUUCAGGAACCUGAAAAUCUAAAGGUACAUCUACACUGUGAUCAGUUUUUAUACAAAAUGUAAUUUCCUUUUUGUAACUAUAACCUACAUAGCUUAAGCAGAAUUGUUUUAGCAUGUGUGAGAGUUUUUGAAGCAAAGCUGCCAUUCUUGUGGCUUUGCUCUGAGAAGCAAGCACCCAAGGCAUGAGAAAAUUCCAGGAUUUCAAAGCGUUUCCUCCCCAUUCUCUAAACGGGUUUGCAGCUUCUCUGCCAAAGCUUUACUCGCGCUAAUGAUCCCACUAGCUAUUGAUUACCGCUAGUCAUUAUUAAUAUUGAAGUUACAGUGUAUGGCCAGUAGGCAAGUCUGAUGAGGUUAUUGUUCAAGUCUGCAAGGUUAUUGUUCCUUAAAAGUGGUGGAAUAUGCAUCACUGACAUGUAUCAAGUGAGUAUCAGUUGUCUAAUGUGGAAAUGUGGGCAUCAUCACAUAAAGAUAACUUAUUGUUGAUAACAUACUGCACUGGUCAAAUUCACAAAUUCUGCAGCCCGUGUGCAAGCACUGUGCCACUGGAUUAAUCUAUUGCAUAUAAUUAUGCAAUUUUUUAUUUUAUUUCAAGUGUUGAAACUCCCAAUGUCACCAAACUACUUGCCAGAAAAUUUUGGAAAGUGUGAUUCAUCAGGAUCUAUCGUGAAAGCAUCAUGGAGAAGCAAUUAAGUUUGACAAAGUUCUCAAAAUAAUUUUCCUAAGGAUUUAGUGUUGACAUGUUUCGAUCCACAGGAAGAAUGUACAUGUGUGUUAAAUUUCACUGUCAGCAACAUUGUAGUACAGAAAACUACAGUUAGGAAAAAAUUAAUUAAAAAUCAAAUUUAACUGUGCAGUUGACCAUGUUUGAAAAUUGUUUGUUUUAUCAGGAUUGGAGUCAUGUUAGUAGUAAAGGUGGCUUGUUUAUUGACAAUGAUGGAGUCAUUAGUAGUCAUGAGUAUAAACUGCAGAUAAACAGAGAUACUGAUGUCUUUAUAACCAUCCAACCUGCACCUAACAAAAAAGGUAUAUGUCCUUUAUGUCUUACAAAGAAGAAAUAUAACUUAUGGGUAAUCUUUUAAAGGGCAUUAUUUUGAUGUGUGGAGUGACAUGUAGGUCAAAUCAGUCAUUUAUCUUGGUCUUUAAUACAUUUAACAAUAUUGUUGAAUGAGGCUGAGUAUCAUCUGAAGAAUUAUGUUGAGCAACAGUCGGCCGACAGUUUUUUGGGGGAGCUGUUCUUCACUUUUCCAGAGAGUAGGUGAUAUACUUGUACAUGUAGGAUCUUCAAAUCAUGUCCAAGUUUGCAUAUGCAUACAUCUAUUAAUUUUUGUACUUGUUAUAAGAUAACUGGUUUCAGAAUGUGAAGACUCUAUUGGUUUAGGUGAAGGACUUAAUCCCAAACAGUGAAAUUGACUUUAGGACUUCAGUGGUUGACUUUAAUGAAGUUUAGUAAAUAUAUUAUUUUUGUUGUUACUAAUUUGGUUUUGUGGCUUGCUUACCAGUGCCAGUGUGUUCAUAUGUUAACUGUGAUUGGUCAUAAGACAAUAAACAUCCCUAAAAUGUUUAAGAUGUUCAAAACUUUCUUAGUUUGACAAUAAUAGUUUAUUUAUCUUGCUCUUCAAUAAUUAUGCUGUAUUUAUUAACUCAGUGUUAGAUAGCUUAAAGAGAACUGACAUGGCAGUUUUCUGUGUGGAUGAAAACUCAGAGCUGGUUACGUUCAGUGAGUCUAAACUUGGGCAAGUAAGUGUUUUGAUGUGUAACUGGCUCCGGUCCGAGGUCCACCCUUUUAUAUAACAUUUUUUACAGAAAAAGUACCCCUUUCGCCUACCUAGUUUAGAACUUUGGAUCACCUUUAAUUGCUGUAAAUGCACUUUUUUAAAAAACGUAUAAUGUAAACAAAUUGAAAAGUUAGAAAAUUUUCUCGACGUUUUCACAACCAUAAAAUCCCUCAGCUAGUGAAAUUCCUACCCUUUCAUAUACUUGAAGCCUGAAAAAGGUAGACCUUUUCACGCAUGGGCAGAGCCUCCCUGUAUAGGCCUUUAUAGGGAGGGCGUACAUGUACAGUAUUACAAAAGCCCGGGUUUUGUUGUCACCUUGAUGCUCUCAGCUUCAUUACAAAUUGUGUGUGAAGAAAGUGCAUUAAUGUAUGUUGAAGAAAAAUUUAUCUUUUGGUAUAAAUAAUUAAUUUUAUUGUGGUUGAUACAGUCUAAAAAAAUUUGUCUUUCUAUUUACAUGUAUUUGUAGGUGGUUGGUAAAACCUUCUUAUCAUUUUGUUCAUGAAAUCUGGAACUAUGUUAUUGUAUAAUUCAUUGCCAUUGUGUCAUCAUACAAUUUUGUUUGCCCCAUAAUAUAAUGUCAGUAUACGUGUAUUGUUUUUCCUCCAUAAGAAUUUUGGCGCAUUUACCACAUAAUUAUGCCAUUUUCCAUACAAAAACUGAAUAAUUCCCUCAAUCAAAGGUGAUUUUUUGUUUAGCACUUUUUGUUUGUUGCAGCUGUACGUUUACAUUGUAGUUGGGAAAUAUAUUGUGUAAAUAUAUAUGGAAUAUUUAGAGGCAUUAAUAAACUUACAGAAUCUAUUCCUUUUUUGCAAUCUAACUCUGGUAGUGCAUGUUUAAACUGGUUGUCCACUUCACUUUCAUAGGUGGCAAAUAAUAAUAAUAAUAAUAAUAAUAAUAAUAAUAAUAAUAAUAAUAAUAAUAAUAAUAAUAAUAAUUUUUUUUUGUCAUUGCAUUUUAAAAUUCGAAAAUACUAAGAAAACAAAAUAAUGAUACCAUGAGGAAAUACUGCUGAAGAGGUUUCAUAUGAAUGGUGACACCUCAGAAUUUAUUCCAAACAUUCAAGAGUAGGAAUAACACAGUUUCAUGUGUGUAUAAAUCACUCUUGGAUGGCCUUCUGCUGUUGUAUGUUAUUCCAGAAAUAUUGUCUUCAGUGUGAACUAAGAAGAGGAACGUACAAGUUGAUAACCUUUACAACUGGCUGCCAUCUCACUGUACGCAAAUCACAGCCUUCAAAGAAAGUAAAUCUGACUACAGGCUCUGGAGAAAACACUAAGCUCACAAAAAUGUUUAGGUAAUGUUGCUCUUCUUUUUAGACAGUAUUAACUGUACAGGUUUAUUUUAAAUUUUAGUACCCUUACGUAAGGAAAGUGUUACCGUCAUUGUUAAAAAUCUUUGGGGCUUUUCAACGGAAGUGCUCCUUUUUGCUCUAUUAUGUAUCUUUGUGGCUUUGAAUGUUUGUAGCAGGAUGAUGGGCCAAUAAGGUUGGAGGUACUUUGAGUUGAUGCCAGGAAACAAUGAGAUUUUGGCAUCUAAACAUGAAAUUGCUAAAGGUCAAACGAGGGCACUUUGAGACCUCCAUCUUGGUUCUUGACAAUUUUUUCGCCUUUUUUACGACUAAAGGUGUUUAGAAGCAUAACAUUUAAAUAUCUUUAUGAUUCAAAAUUGAUCAAAGUGUUGCUGCUGCUUGAGGAUUCAGAUUUUAGUACGGGUGCUGCUUUAAGACAUCUAUGACGUAAUUCCGCUAUCGGGAACGGUACAACGCACGCAUUUCAUAAUUUAUGAGUUAUCUUUCACCUGCUUCAAGGUAGAGUAUAAAAAAUCAUACACUGAAGCAUUCAAAAUAGCUCAUGCACAUAAAACGUGCCUUUGUUCUUUUCAAUAAAAUGGGUCUCUUUAUAAACAAUAGAUAAUAUAAUUUUGGUUAACACCUUAGUGUAUUUUUUGGAGGGGAGGACGCAUUGCAUAGACCUUUGUUUGCUGUUAAGAAGUAGCCUUAGAAAACAGCCGACAUUUCGCGACGACACCCCUGGUGUCCCCGGCGCGAAAUGACAUUUGAGAAACGUAUGCAGAAAUUCCGUGCUGAUGACGCGUCACUACCCACAUCUGGGUAGUGCUUUCACCCACGUGGCAGAACAAAUCAGAAGCACUACCCAGAACUGGGUAGUUACACGUCAUCAGUAUGGAAUUUCUGCUCUCGUAUGUCAGUCGUCAUUUCGUGGGGAAACCAGCGAUAGCGUCGCAAAAUUUCGGCUGUUUUCUCAGGUUAGUUAAGAAGAGGCGAGCGUGUCUAAGAACGUUGGUCCGCUAUUGUAGCAGGGAGUGUUUACUCCACUUUUGAAGUUUAUUCCACCACUCCAAAACUUUGUGAUGUCUUCAAAUCCCUUGAAUCACCAUUGAUUUGGAUGAGUUAUAAUUCACCAAAUAAACUUGCUAUUAAAGUAACGCUAAAUACACCUGUCAGAUGAUUAUGUUCUGGUUCCAGAUGUGAUUCAGACAAACAAACUGAUUCUCACAUGUUAUCCAUAUAAGAUUCUUAUACGCGAGAGUUGCAUCGCCGGACAAUUAAAAGUUGUCCUUAAAGACUUUUUCGUCUCAAAACAGGAUAAACCUUGUUUGGUGGUGAUGAGUUGUCCUUAGCUUCUUCUCAAGUCAAAUUGCUACCUCCCCACCUAACAAAGAUCGUUUUUAAUUUUAAAUUUGUAAAUUGUGUACUUUAAAUUGGCGUCCUGACAUCGGUAACCAUGAAACAUUUGCAAGCAGAGCCCUUUAUUUAUCUCGAUAUAGUACGCUCUUGACAGUGCAAAUACUAGCCGUGUGCAGGACGUGUGUCAAAUGUGAACCUAUUAUAUUAAAAUAUGGUCUUGCUACGUUGAGUCUCUCCAUACCCUAGUGGAUAGGACACCCGAUCGGUGUCUGUGAGGUCAUGGGUUUAAUUUCGUCGGAACUCAAUCCGAUUGUAACAUGUUUCCCACUUUUUUUAAUAUUUACUGAUCAUUCUUCAUUUGAUUUCAUUUCCGCAGUUCUCUUAUGAUUUAUUUCAUAUACAUCUAUCACAUUCAUCUCUUUUACGGGAACUGGUCACAUAAUUGACCAGCUCCCAACAUCAUUGGCUUCAUAGCUCAGUUGGUUAGAGCAUCGCACCGGUAUCGCGAGGUCACGGGUUCAAACCCCGUCGAAGUCCUGAAUUUUUCUCAGGCUUCUUACGUAAUUGCGUAAAUUGCUUUCACAACUGUGAGGAUCAUUCUUCAUUUAAUUUCAUUUCCGCAGUUCCUAUAUGAUUUAUUUCAUUAUAUAUGUUGUGGUUCAAUUUUAUCCUUGGUUUAAAUUUUAUUUCCCUUUGUUCUUGGGUAUGGUAAUGUACGAUAAUGAGUUUGAAACAAUGAAAAAUAGAAUUUAAACCAAGGAUAAAAUUGAACCACAACAUAUACGUCUAUCACAUGUCAAGCUUUAAUAUUCUACCCUGAGAUUGUUUGUUUGAAAAUCUUUUAUUUUGUUCAUUGUAGAGAAGCUCUUGCCGACAUUUUUGACCGCUGUGACUUGGAUGAAAAUGGAUAUUUAAGUCGUGAAGAGUUUAACUUGUUCCAUAUGAAAUCUACUGGUGAAGAGUGCGAUGAUGAUGCUUGGGAAGUAAUGAAAGGUGAGUAGAUAUUUGAAGCCUUAGUUUGCUCACUUCUGAUAGUGCCUACAUGCAAUAAUCAUUUUUUUGUUCGUCUGUUUAGUCAAUUUACUCAACCGGAUGGGUCAUUUUCAAAAUGGAAUAUCAGUUGUCCUCGAAAUUUUCCCUAAAAACUAUCAGUAAUCGCUGCAAGCUACCGUAAACUUCCGAUUAUAAGCUCCCCCCACUUAUACGGCCCCUACUGAUUGGCCCAUUUACCUGUUACUAAAAAACUACAUCCUCCUCCAGCUUGUAUUGAGGUGAAUUGGACUUUAUACGAAGUGUUGAAGCUUAGCGAUCAAAUUAAAAAAGUGUUUUGAUCAUCACUGCUAUGUAGCGUGUUUUGAAGCUCUGAAAGGGGACAGACUAUGAAUGAUUGUUACUCCUGCAGUAUAUCUAACUGUCGUAACCGUUCAUCUGUGGGAUACUUGAAAUGUGUGCAAUUCUACGAUUGUUUUUGGGUUAAAUCCUAUACCAGUUGUAGAACAUUUUAGGAGAAGCCAACCACAAUGUGAGCAUACAGUAGCUCGCCAAAAUAUCAUUCAUUAGAACCUAUCUAUGGCUUUUCGAAAACGUUCCUUUUUGACUGGCCACACAAAAGUGAUAGACCUGUGUUCAAGUGUCCACUUUUGUGUAAUGCAACUAAGCAGAGUUUUUUAAAUCCCCUCGGUUGAUUUCCACUAGCAUCUCCGCUCCAGCGUAGGUCAUUCAUACAUCUUGUUCUCUUGCCUUUGUUUUAUUAGAUAAUUUUGAAAUGAAUGAUGAUGAAAUCACUUUAAACGGAUUCUUGGAGUUGAACUUGAUGGAGGCUCAGGAUUCUGACGGAGAUCCCAAUGAUUUAUGGGUGACUCUUGAGUCCAUGGGUUAUAAUAAUGCUCUUGAGUUGGAUCAGGUACUUAUAAGUAGUAAUACACAACCCUGAUCCUAAGCCUUGUAUCCAUGUAAGCGCUUUGAUCUCUGUCAAACAGUCCAGCGCGCUGAACGAUUGAAGUGAUCAUAUUGGUGGAAAUUCUUAGUGCGGAGACUGGCGAAAAGUCAGGUUUCAAGCAUCAUAGACGGCCAUGUUUGUUUUGCUUUUUAACAUGUUAUAAACUUGAUUAAGUUGUUGUUAUACUACGUACACCAUUUCGGCAAAGGUGUAGUGACGUGACGUCACCGGAUAGCAUGUAUUAGAUCAACGGCUCGUCGAUUCAGACGUCUCUGAGGGAGUGCGCGACUCGGAGAUAUGUCGGAAAUUAUGGCGUUAUCAUGGAACACUUGAAUACCUUGUAUUAUACCAAACCUAUUGCCAGAGAGAAGGACUCUUUACCAAUUCUGCAGUUGCAAAAAGAACAGAUGCUUUCUAUGUGAUUAAAGUAAGGUUUAGCCGUUGCAGGAUAAGGAAGAUGCAGAGACUGCUUACAAGCAAAACUUUUAGUCAUGAUUAUCAUGAUAAGUAAACCCGCAAUUUUUUUGGUCUACUUAGAAUCAAACUUUCAGAUACGAUAUCAUGAUAAGUAAACCGAUUUUUUGUUUUGCUGUUGUUUUCUUUCAUUUCAGUCCUGUCCAUUUUUGCUGGAGGCGUUCUGUAACAAGUGCAGGCCGACACUUGAAGUGACAUCAAUAUCGGACAACAAAAGUGAACUUCUGAAUAAGAUUGUCCUAUCAUCAGUGUUAAAUAACUUCUCCAAAAAGGAUAAUGUGAGAGGAAUGAAGGAUCUUAUUUUGUACCGAUAUGAAAACCCCUUCAGAGUAACACUGGUGCUUCAAAACAUGGUAAAGUAUAAC